AUGGAGCUAAAGAGCAUCAAGGAUGCGUUUGAUCGUGUCGCAAACAAGCAGAAACUCUCCUAUACCAAAACGAACGAGAUUGUUCAAAUGGUGUCUCAAGAAAUCGACAAGGCCUUGAGCAUAUUAAAGGACUCAUCAUCACCAUAUCCCACUCCGCUUGAUCACAGAUCGAUCCUCGCCGGUGUGAAGAAGACGUUCGCAGAGAACUCCCCGGUGAACCAACUCGAAGCCGCCGAGAAAGAACUCAACGUGGCUCUCACCAAGUACCCUAAAGUCCUCGAGAAGCAACUCAACACCGACAUAGCAAAGGCGUACAGAAACAACGUCGAGUUCGACACGCACAUCGUGAACCAGAUCAUCGCAAACUUCUUCUACCGUCAAGGAAUGUUCGACAUCGGCGACUGUUUCGUCGCCGAGACCGGUGAAUCCGAGUGCUCCACGAGAAAGUCUUUCUUGGAGAUGCAUCAGAUACUAGAAGCCAUGAAGAGGAGAGAUCUUGCGCCGGCUCUUAACUGGGCAAUCUCAAACUCUGAGAAGCUAAAGCAGGCAAGGUCUGAUCUCGAGAUGAAGCUUCACAGCUUACACUUCUUGGAGAUAGCUCAAGAUCAGAACUCGCAAGAAGCCAUCAUUUACGCGAGGAAACAUUUCGAGAGAUUUUUAGAGAGCUUUCCAGAGACCCAGAAGCUCGUCUGUUCUCUGUUGUGGAACAGGAAUCUAGAGAAAUCUCCUUACUCGGAGUUUCUCUCUCCGGCGCUGUGGAACAAUGCGGCCAGAGAGCUAACCAGACAAUACUGCAACCUGCUCGGCGAAUCGAGUGAAAGUCCGUUGAGUAUAACGGUGACGGCGGGUACACAGACUCUGCCUGUGCUGUUGAAGUACAUGAACGUGAUGGCGAAUAAGAAGCUUGAUUGGCAGAGUAUGGAGCAGCUUCCUGUGGCUGUGGAGCUAUCUGAGGAGUUUCAGUUCCAUUCGGUGUUUGUUUGUCCAGUCUCAAAGGAACAGUCGAGUGAUGAGAAUCCUCCGAUGAUGAUGUCAUGUGGACACGUGCUUUGCAAGCAGACGAUCAACAAAAUGUCCAAGAAUGGAUCUAAGUCGUCUUUCAAGUGUCCUUAUUGCCCUACCGAUGUAGACAUCUCAAGGUGUAGGCAGUUGCACUUUUGA
Microthlaspi erraticum is the source of this 1161-nucleotide messenger RNA. Lineage: Eukaryota; Viridiplantae; Streptophyta; Magnoliopsida; Brassicales; Brassicaceae. The record is from the annotation of a GenBank genome assembly.